Molecule: messenger RNA, 3237 nt
Organism: Notodromas monacha
Lineage: Eukaryota; Metazoa; Arthropoda; Ostracoda; Podocopida; Cyprididae
Source: the annotation of a GenBank genome assembly
UUAUUCAUCAUUUGCAGGGUGUCAAAUUGACGUGUGAAAAUUCAGAAAAAUCGCAAUGUCCCGGCGAAAAUCAUCCGGAUAUUCGGCAAAUUUCCGUCGUUCGUUGUUGAAGUGAUCACAAGAAAGAAACAAUAAUCGGGCUUGUGAAAAUGAUCCAGAUGGAAUGGAUUGUAGUAAUUGCUCUGGGUUCCUUCGUGUUAACUGCCAUUACAAUCGGCUGCAUCAUUAGGCUGCUUUGGAUAAGACAUCGAUCAGGUUCUUCGAGACGCUGGAAGGAAAUCAAUGGAAGGUACGUGGACGCGAUUGACACGUGCUGUUCCCCAUACGAGGAACUGAGAGAAGGCACUUAUCGAAAAAACAUGAGGAGCAUUUCCGAGGAAUCCCGGGUUCCGACGGGUUCAUCCACUAGCCUGGAUUCUUCAAAUGCGGGUUCACAAGGUACAUUGGAUGAAUCGCAACCCGGAAAGCUGCAUAAGAAGUGGGAUCAAAGGACGUCACUCGAACCCGACGACCGGAAGCAGCACAUUAUUGUGAAGGACUCCGAAAGAAGGUGGUCGGAGAUGUGGAAACUCAAAUCCAAACCGAGAAAAGAACCGGAUGUUCCACCAGGGAAGGUGCCAAUUAUUGGACAGCAACACAGGGAUUCCUGCUAUUCGACCAUGUCUGAAAGCAGCAUUUUGACUCGCGGAUUUUCUCUCAGGAGCAAUUCCAGUCAGGGAACAUCCGGAAAUCGGUCUUCUAUGGACGCAGGAAGCAGUUCUCUCGGGAAAACACCGGAAGUUGUAGGACAACUUGUAUUCACCGUUGAAUUCAUGCCAAUGGUGUCCUUCAGAGGACGGCUGAAAAUUCGUCUUGUAGAAGGCGUUGAUUUGCCUGCCAGGGCUUAUGGUGGAAUACCCAGUCCAUUUGUUGAGGCUCGACUCGUCAAAUGGGGCAAACAGGAUCAAGAAAAUCAUCAACUGGGAUCCGCGAACCACGGUUUAGUUGAUCGAAACCCUGCAUUAAGAACAUUAUCAACGCAUUCGGGGUCAAUUUUCUCUGGAUUAUUGGCGAGCAAACGGAGACCAGCUUCUUCGACACCGUUGUCAGCGACAGCGACACCGACACCGACGACGUCGAUGAAUACUCUGUAUUUUUCUCACUACGACGGGGAACAAAGGGGAAAGAAGUCGGUGCUUUUGGUGUCUCCGAUUUUAUUUCAAGCCAGGACGGAGACGGUCAAGAAAACACGGAACCCGAGGUUUGAUCAAACCAUUGAAAUUGAUAUGAAUGUUUCUGAUCUAGUGGACACAAACCUUCAGUUGUCUGUUCUUGACGACGACAAAUUUGGCAAUCCCACUCUAAUGGGCACGACUUUGCUGAGCUUGCCAAAAGACGAACUGCAGCUUUACGUCGGUCGGAACGCCACAUUUACUCGUUGCAUCGUUCCCACAACCCUGAGUCGGGGAUCGAUGCAGUUGACGCUGAAUUACAUGCCGAGUGCCAAAAGAGUUUCAGCCUGUGUAGAGCGUUGUGUGCAACUGGACUUCUGUUCCAGCGAUCAAUGUGUUGAUGGGACUGAGUUUUGCAUCCGGAGUUUUCUGCUGACAGCAUCGGGUCGAGUUAUUCGCCGACGCAAAACGAGUUCAGUACCCGUGACCCCGGAAGUACCAACCGAGGUCCUGUUCCAGGACACACUCAUCUUCAGUGUGGCCCCGUCUCAAUUGGAGUCUGUCACGUUGCUGCUCGUUUUUUGCGUCAGAUCCCCGCCUUUAUUGCCAACAACAACAACAACCACCAUCAGCAACGCGUUGCCAUUAAUACAAUCUCAACAACAACCACUAAUAGUUACAUCCAGAGAUGAAGUGAAGCAAAAAGUUUCCGGCACAGGUGAAGAUUUUGGGUCCAGGAUGCACAAGUUUCCGGUUCGUUUUCACAAGGGCGACUUGGUGCCGAUCGGGAAAGUCGCAGUGGGGGCGAAUGUUAAUUUCGGCAGGGGAAGAGAACAUUGGCAGACAAUGGCUGCCAAUCCGAGGAAUGCCACGCAAAAUUGGCAUUCCAUGUUUUGAAGAUUCUUUCUUUAUUGUCAGAGACAAUGGAAAAAUGUCUUGGUUCUUAAUUGAAUAUACCCAUUAUUGAAUCCUCCAGCACAGCAAAGUUGAGAUAUUUUUGCAAAAUGUUGUGCCCAAGAGCAGUUAAAUUGAAAAAAAUUCAACCAAGAAUGAAGGAAUAUGUCAGAAAAAAAUUAUUUGCUGGCAGAACAUCAUUAAAAAAAGCCUUGCUAGGUGGUAUAUUUUCCUGCAGUCCUAGCAAAGGAUUAGCAUUGAAGAUUUUUGAAAACAAAAUGAUUCACCUUUCCUGGAUUUUUCCUGAAAUAAGCUUUCUCAACCCAGAUGCAUUUUGGCAACCAUUGGGGAAACUAAGAUUUGUCUGUAAAAAAAUCCCAACUUUGCCACCGGAUAGGAAGGAGCCUGCCAACACACUUGGCAACUGCCAAUUUAUUUUGAAAAACAAAAUUUCUUAUUGAUAAAAGAACGUCAUUGAUAAAAUGAACCCAUUAUUUUGAACACAAUCUGCCAAAAUUAUUGAUUACUCAAAUAUGCUCCUGUCAAAUAAUUGGGUCUUCAAUAUCCCCCAAAAAUAUUCGAGUAUGUGAGUGAGGUCUUCAUUUAAAAAAAACACACAAACAGACAAAAAUAUAUUCACUUCUUGGGAACAUUAGUUAGAUAUAAUUUACCCUUUACCAUGGGUUUUUCUUAUUUUCUGGAAGAAAAAGCAUUUACAGUAUCUCCUAUUAUACUGUAUUUGAUUUUCAUAUUAUUCUAGAUUUUCUGAUAGACUAUCAACCCCAUGAAAUCGCCGAAAACCUCACAAAAAGCGGUGGCGGCUUCUCAAAGUUUGACUGUUGAACAUUUUUUUCUAAUUUUUUGAAACCCCGUUUCAGAAGUUCUGACAACGCAGCUACAAACGAAUAAAAAUCACAACGGGAAAACCCCGAUCAUCCAAUCCCAAUAUGACGGGCUGUCAUUUAAAAACUACAUUAUCCCAUGUAAAAAAAAAAACGAAAAUACGUUUAAUUAAUGUUGCACAAAAUAUCCUGAUCAGUUUCCUAAAAUACGAUCGAUGCAAAACGAAAACAAUAAUGUAGGAGUUCAAUCAAAACCUUCCACAUUCAAUGGAAAGACUUCACUGUACUUAAAAGAAACUCGAAAAAAAUUGACGGUCAUUUGACGGAAUAAAAUCGCACCUUUCCGAACA